Messenger RNA from Hemibagrus wyckioides, 5364 nucleotides. Its product is annotated as C2H2-type zinc finger protein. The transcript has 9 exons. Lineage: Eukaryota; Metazoa; Chordata; Actinopteri; Siluriformes; Bagridae. Bases 849 to 3605 code for a protein of 918 amino acids. Gene Ontology annotation, molecular function: DNA-binding transcription factor activity, RNA polymerase II-specific; RNA polymerase II cis-regulatory region sequence-specific DNA binding. The record is from RefSeq and is a predicted model, not a curated record. Gene Ontology annotation, biological process: regulation of DNA-templated transcription.
ACAUCACAAUUAGAAUUGAUCUUGAUCUAACCACAAGUGACCUAUAUAUACACACUAUAUUGCCAAAAGUUUUUGGGACGCCCCUCCAAAUCAUUGAAUUCAGGGGUUGGGCUCGGCCCCUUAGUUCCAGUGAAAGGAACUCUUAAUGCUUCAGCUUCAUACCAAGACAUUUUGGACAAUUUCAUGCUCCCAACUUUGUGGGAACAGUUUGGGGAUGACCCCUUCCUGUUCCAACAUGACUGCACACCAGUGCACAAAGCAAGGUCCAUAAAGACAUGGAUGAGAGAGUUUGGUGUGGAGGAACUUCACAGAGUCCUGACCUCAACCUGAUAGAACACCUUUGGCAUGAAUUAAACCGGAGACUGUGAGCCAGGACUUCUCGUCCAACAUCAGUGCCUGACCUCACAAAUGCGCUUCUAGACGAAUGGUCAAAGAUUCCCAUAAACACACUCCUAAACCUUGUGGAAAGCCUUCCCAGAAGAGUUGAAGCUGUUCUAGCUGCAAAGGGGCGGGUCAACUCCACGUCCAUGUCAAGACAGACGUCCCAAAACGUUUGGAAAUAAGUUGGCGUCAAAGUAGCUGCAGUUUGGUCAUCUCGACGCGUGAUGGUGCUGUGAGGAACAAAGCCUGAGGAAAGUUUCUACACAAACAUCCGGCGGUGUUCUCGGGCUGUUCAACAGCUCCGUAGAUUUCUGGUAUUUUUAAUGGAGACUGUUCAACUCAACGCCUCUGUUAUAAACACCGAAAUUAUUCCACGUGUUCUGUUUAAGCACGAAAACCGUGUGAGGAAGUCUGUGAAGUAAAAGCUCUAGACGUUUAUCUGGAGAAGAAUAAUUCGCCUAGCUGUGAUGAUGGAAGACGGAGUCUCAAGGCAGGAGGACACUAAGGAUCCUCUUCUCCUGCCCUCUCUGCGUCUCCUGGUGCCACCUGUGAGACUCAUGUCAGCAGUCCUGUGGCGGGCCGUGCAGCAGCAGGAUGUAAUGCAGUACGGGAUGCUUGCAGACUUUGUUUCGCUGGUUACUGAAGCUGUACCGGAGCUCUGUAGUCCCACGCAUGCAGUCCAGCUUGUUCUGGGUCUGCGAGCAAAGCUAAUUUUGGAGCUGUGCUACAGGGAGGAAACAGUGGACACACAUUUGAUCCAGCCUCAUCUCAAUAGCAUUCAGUUGGUUCUUCCUCUGGUCAAACAUGUGGACAGCACGGAGCUAGAAGAGACAGGGGUCCACUUUGUGGAAUUGGUUCAAACACUAAUCAAAGACGCUGACCAGAGAGAGCAUUUCUUCCAGAAUGUGUUUCCAGUGGAGUUUGGACCCAGCUAUGACUCUGCCCUUCAGACACUUAUGUGGGAUUUCCUGUCCCGACUGGAGCACUUCCUGCCAGUGCCAGACCUCCUUCAGACAGUGGCCUGGCUCAGAUCUGAAUCUUCUGCUUUAAAAGACUGUGAGGAAUCCAUCAGCAACCCAGAUAGCUUGAGAUCACUGCUCCAUCACCAUAGGUGCCUUGGACAUCUGGAUACUUGUGCCUCCUCGUUGUUGCCUCGCGUUGGUGACUGCAUCCUGACUGCUCUGUCUGGCAAGAGAAACCAAGGGUCUCAGAUGAACUCGGGCCUCAAUCCACCUCCUCACACUGAGAUGCCCAUGUGUGUAAUGGACGGAACCGAUGUCGAGACCGUCGUAGUCACAUCCGAAUGGACGGAGAUUGAAAUACAUGCAAACCAGCAAACCAGAGAGGACAAUAGCGAGGACGGUGUUGAUUCACCCCCAGCUACUGACUGCGACCAGAGCGAGUCACGGUCUCACAGAAACACUGAGGAAAGCGAAAUCCAGCCUGGGAAGCACACUGACUCUGAGAACUGUUUCAGAGAAUCUGCACUGAUGUAUAAUAAACAUGAUGAAUCUGUAGGCUGCACUCAAGACAGGACUGCAGAAACAGUACAACUGGAAUGUACUGCUAAGGAGAGACAGAGUCUGACCUGUAGCACCACGCCUCCUCUGGAUUCUACACUCACUGUACCGGUAAAUGCUGCUGAUGGAGCUGCCGCUUUCACCAUCCCCACCGGGACCCGAAGAUCAGCUCGAAAGCCGAAGAAGACUUGGAAGUUGAGAUUGGUUAACCUUCAGAAGCAGAAACGAAAACCUGGUGUGGUAACCAGACAAAAGCAAGAGAGAACACCGCUCUCACCUAUGAGAAACUCGGAAAGGGUCACUGAGAUAUAUGGAGAAUGUAUCACUUCAGAUAACGGGGAUGUUGCUGAGCUGUCUGUAUCUCCUGGACUUGCCACAAGUGAUGGAAAUACAGAGCUCUCCUCCAAAACAUUCUCCUGCCCUCACUGCCCAUUUACACACAUUCAGGAGCGAUAUGUGAAAAGUCACAUGAAAAAGGUUCACCCUGUUUCAUCAUCGACCGAGAAAGAGCCUCAUGUGUGCCAGGUGUGUGGCAAAGGCUACCGCUACCCAGGCAUGCUGAAAGCACACGAGCGCAGCCACACGGGCGAGCAGCCCUUCCAGUGUACGGCGUCCCACUGUGGUCGCCGCUUCUCCUACAUUCAAGCACUGCGGCGCCAUCGCUUGGUACACAGUCUCAAAAAAAAUCCUCAAACCCCCGCUGAUGAGAGUCUGCAGGAAGCUCAGGAAGCUGAGCUCGAAAAAGAUGAACCUCAGAACGGCGAACCCUGGAUGUACACCUGCCUGUAUUGCAGCGAGAGCUUCAGCUCGCUCAGUGCUCGCCGCGAGCACCACAAGACGCAUCCCGAGGAUGAUCUGAAGCGCUGCAACGACUGUGGAAAGAGACUGAGCUGUCAGGCUGCGCUGAUCAGGCACAAGCGAGGUCACAUGGGUGAUCGGCCACACAAAUGCCUGCUCUGCGGCUCCUGCUUUGUCUGCACCACCAGCUUCAAGCGCCACAUGCUCGUGCAUCAGCCCGAGAGGCCGUACCGCUGCAGCUGCGGUAAAGGCUUUACAUACAAAGGCGCCCUGCUUUCCCAUCAGCGCACUCACACAGCCGAGAGACGCUACAGGUGCUCUCGCUGCAACAGAUGCUUCCUCUACCCAGGAGAGCUGAGAAAGCAUGAAAGAACGCACUCGGAUGAGAAGCCGUACCUGUGUCCGCACUGUGGCAAGAGUUUUAAGAGAGAAAGGAUCCUCCGCGCACACGUCGCCGGCCACACUGAGGACAAAAUCUUCAAAUGCUCCUUAUGCAACAAAACUUUCGCAUAUAAAGCGAGCCUGACCAGACACGAGCUCACGCACACGGGCGAGAGACCGUUCCUCUGUUCAGACUGUGGCAAAACCUUCUUUUCCUUCGGGGAGCUGCUGAAACACCAGCGCUACCACACGGGAAUCAAGCCGUUCCAGUGCUCACACUGUGACAAGAGCUUCACACAGGCCUGCUACCUGCAGCUGCACACUAGGUACCACACCGGAGUUCGGCCCUACACCUGCCCCCAGUGCAGCAAAAGCUUCUUCACAUCAUGUCGCCUCAAGAGACACAUGCAGAUCCACACGGAUGAGAAGCCGUUCGAGUGCACAGAGUGCGGCAAGAGAUUUAGGCAGGCGUACGUGCUGAAAGUGCACCGCCGCACUCAUCUGGAGAAAGAACUGAGGGUUUAGUAGAAGAGACUUUUGUUUUCAGAGUGUUUUUUUUUUUCUUUUUGUACUUAACAAUAAUAAACCCGCCUACUUUUUGUUAGGUUUUCAUUUCAAAACAGAUGCACUUUCAGUUCAAAUCAGUAAAUAAAUUUGCUUUUCGGGUCAGCAGCCAAGGUUGAAUUAUUGCAUGUGGACGUGAACUCGCGUGUGUUCUGUCAAAUACGGCAGGUUCACCUGGAAGAAACAUCCGGCAGCUCCUCCUCUGAAUAUUUAUAUCUAGCAGAACGCAUUCAGGACGAAAAUGCACACAAGAACACAGAUAUGCUUAUAUUUAAACAUCACACUAGUGAUGUGACCUUAGAUAAGGAAGACACACUAUAUGGCCAAAAGUUUGUGGACACCAGAUCUUCACACUUAUAUGUAUCUCAUCCAAAUAUAUACCCCCCCGAGUCUGUUAUAAUAACCUCCAGUCUUCUGAGAAAGCUUUCCACUAGAUUUAGGAGAUGCCCACACACUUUUGAACAUAUGUUAGACAUUAGAAUUAAUUAUUUAGUUGAAUUUAAGGGAACACUGGGUGUGAGGCAGGAAUAGUCCAUGUCAUGUCAGUCCAUCACAGAUCAACAUUCACACACACCUUUAGAUGAGCUUCAAUUUUUAAAAAUGACCACAGAUUUGGGUCGAGACGCAUCGUUUGAUGUCAUCACGACACAUUUAGGCAAAUCUCUUUUCCAUCAUUCACAUGUGUGGAACAUGAGUGCAGCUCUCAUAGAAAGUCAUUACAUACGUGUCUUCACUGCUAAGAGUAUUCAAGUAGUUUUCAACAAAAAAAUACAAAAACUUCCUGCACUGAUGCACAGAUUCCUCUGGGCAUUUUGGUGUAAUCCUCAUCCCUGCACAUUUUGGGAGGUGGGAGGAAGCUGGAGAACCUGGAAGAAACCCAUAUAGAAAUGGAUGUGUGGAACCCAACACAAGCACUAACUUGCACCCAAGAACCUUGGAGCUGUGCUAUUACGAAGUAAAGAAGGUAGAAACUUUGUUUUACAAUCAGAUAAACUUUAUUACAUAUGCUUGCGAACCAACAGUAACACAACCCCCGUGUUCUUUCACAAGUAGCUUGCAAUAUACACUCACUUUAUUAGGAACAGCCACAUAUUUAUGCGCUUAUCCAAUCAGCUAUUCAUGUACGGUAGAUGGAGGCAAAGGUUUUCAGUUCAAGAGUUAAUGUUAACGUCAAACAUCAGAAAGAAAAAGUGUCAUCUCUGUGAUUUCAACUGUGACAUAGAGGUUGUUACCCAGAUGUUGUGGUUUGAGUAUUUUUAGAAACUGCUGAUCAUCUGGAAUUUUCACACACGACAGUCGCCAGAGGUUACAGAGUUUGUGGGUGGAAAUGCCCUGUUAUUAAGAGAGAUUAGAGUAAAACGGUCAGCUGCUACAGAUACAACAACUCAUAUAAUCACUCUUUUUUACCAUGGUGAUCAGAAAAGCAUGUCAGCAUGCACUGUUCCACUCCUUUGAGCCAAGAACAAGAUUCUGAAGCACAUUCGUCUCAGAUCUGUGAGGAGUUUCAGCCUACAGACCUUCUUCUCACCAGAAUUCUUUUUGUAUUUUUGCAUCAUUCAGUACUUUUCUGAUUGUGUAUGAAAAGUCACACAGGUCAUACUUUCUCUUCAUUCUGAUGUUUGAUUUGAACAUUAACUCUUGACUUGAUGUUUUGCAUGGUGCUGCUGCCACAAUGUUCGACUGAGUAGAAAACUGCUAAAUGUUUAGGUGUACAGGUAUU